Messenger RNA from Cutaneotrichosporon oleaginosum, 556 nucleotides. RefSeq lists its product as uncharacterized. Gene Ontology annotation, cellular component: mitochondrion. NCBI's taxonomy places the organism in Eukaryota, Fungi, Basidiomycota, Tremellomycetes, Trichosporonales, Trichosporonaceae. The record is from RefSeq and is a predicted model, not a curated record. Gene Ontology annotation, biological process: mitochondrial respiratory chain complex II assembly; mitochondrial electron transport, succinate to ubiquinone; tricarboxylic acid cycle.
GUCGUACAUUGCCACCGCAACCAUGUCUUUGCGCCUCGCCUCCCGCCUCGCCUUCCGGCCCGUGUUCGCACGCACGCUGGCCUCCUCCUCGCGCGUCCGCAAUGACCGCCCCGAGCGCCCACGCGACCCCUUCCCGCUCCCCUUCGACCCUGCGCUCGCCGAGGCCGAGGCGGCGCGCAACGCUCUCCGCGACCCCACCGACGUCGUGGACGGGUGGGAGCUGCCCCCUCCCCUCGACCGCACGGGCGAGGCGCCUGAGACGCUCCGCGCGCGCCUGAUCUACCAGACGCGUAAGCGCGGCAUCCUCGAGACGGACCUGCUGUUGAGCACCUUUGCGCGCGAUUUCCUGCCCUCGAUGGACGUGCAGGAGAUGCAGCAGUUCGACAAGCUGCUGGACGAGCCCGACUGGGACAUCUACUACUGGGCGAUUGAGAAGCGGCCGGCGCCGGAGCGGUGGGCCGACACGCCGCUGCUUGCGAAGCUGCGGAAGCACGCACGCAACGAGGGCAAGGUCGUCCGCCUUAUGCCCAACCUCGAGGACAUCGAGCGCAAGUAG